Messenger RNA from Carassius gibelio (silver crucian carp), 1975 nucleotides. RefSeq names its product pyruvate kinase PKM. Lineage: Eukaryota; Metazoa; Chordata; Actinopteri; Cypriniformes; Cyprinidae. Gene Ontology annotation, biological process: glycolytic process. Gene Ontology annotation, cellular component: cytoplasm. The transcript has 11 exons. The record is from RefSeq and is a predicted model, not a curated record. Gene Ontology annotation, molecular function: potassium ion binding; magnesium ion binding; pyruvate kinase activity. Bases 137 to 1843 code for a protein of 568 amino acids.
UGUGAGAGAGAGAGAGAGCGAGUGUGUGUGAGCGAGUGUGUGUGUGUGUGUGUGUGUGUGUGUGUGUGUGUGUGUGUGUGUUGAUUCCGUCCCUCAGUGUUGAGAUGAAUGGAUCUUUGACCUUGACCGGUGUGUUAUGAGUCUGAGUCUCCAGGUGGCGCUGCAGGAGAUCAGUGUAUCUCCAGAAGUCUUGAGCUCAGGCUGGAGACUCCUUCAGCUCGGGACACACUCAGCUCGUAUCAGGCGUUACUCAGACGUCAUGGCUCUGCCGGACUCCUUCAUUCAGAAGCAGCAGCUGGACGCAUCAAUGGCCGACACGUUUCUGGAGCAUCUGUGUCUGCUGGACAUCGAUCAGGAGCCAAUCACAGCGCGGAACACCAGCAUCAUCUGCACCAUCGGCCCCGCCUCCCGCUCCGUCACCAAACUGCAGGAGAUGGUGAAGGCCGGUAUGGAAAUCGCCAGACUGAACUUCUCUCAUGGCUCUCAUGAGUAUCACGGAGAGACGAUCCGUAACAUCCGUAAGGCAGUGGAGACGUUGACCUCUGACCCACUGUACUACAGGCCUGUGGCCAUCGCUUUGGACACCAAAGGACCGGAGAUCCGCACCGGCCUGGUGAAAGGGUCUGCAGAUGCUGAGGUGGUGCUGGACCGAGGAGCGACGGUUCGGCUGGUGACCGCAGAAGUGGAUCGUGAUAAGACGGACGGGUCGGUGAUCUGGAUGGACUAUCCCAGCCUGCCCCGUGUGCUCAAGAAAGGAAGCAGGGUAUUCAUUGAUGACGGCCUCCUCGCUCUCAAAGUCCUGGAAAUUGGUGAGACGUGGGUGGAGGCUCGAGUUGAGAACGGUGGUAUUCUGGGUAGUCGUAAAGGUGUAAAUCUGCCGGGUGCGGAGCUGGUGAAUCUGCCGGCGGUGAGCGACCGCGAUCGAUCUGACCUGCUGUUCGGUGUCCAGCAGGACGUGGACAUCAUCUUCGCCUCCUUCAUCCGCUCGGCCGAGGAUGUGAGGGCCGUGAGAGAGGCGCUGGGAGCCAGAGGACAGAACAUCAAAAUCAUCAGCAAAGUGGAGAGCAGACAGGGAGUUCAGAAUUUCGAGGAGAUCCUGAAGGAGAGCGAUGGCAUCAUGGUGGCUCGUGGAGACCUGGGCAUCGAGAUCCCGGCAGAGAAAGUCUUCAUCGCUCAGAAGAUGAUGAUUGGACGCUGUAAUUCUGCAGGAAAACCGGUGAUCUGUGCCACACAGAUGCUGGAGAGUAUGGUCCAUCACACGCGUCCCACCCGUGCUGAGAGCAGUGAUGUGGCUAAUGCGGUGCUGGACGGAGCCGACUGUGUCAUGCUGUCUGGAGAAACGGCCAAAGGACACUUCCCUGUAGAAGCUGUUGCCAUGAUGCACUCGAUCUGUCGUGAGGCUGAGGCGGCCAUCUUUCAUCAGCAGCUGUUUGAAGAGCUGCGCCGUUUGACCCCGCUGAGCUCUGACCCCACAGAGGUCACGGCCAUCGGAGCCGUCGAGUCAUCCUUCAAGUGCUGCGCUGGAGCCAUCAUCACCCUCACCACGUCCGGCAGGUCGGCUCAUUUAUUAUCUCGGUAUCGUCCUCGCUGUCCGAUCAUCGCCGUGACGAGGAACGUCCAGGUGGCCCGUCAAUCACAGCUGCUCCGCGGCGUAUUCCCCGCCCUCUUCAGAGCUCCGCCCGCUGACGUCUGGGCCGAUGACGUGGACAACCGCGUCACAUUUGCCAUGGACAUCGGUAAAGCGCGGGGUUUCUUCUCAGCGGGUGAUAUGGUGAUCAUCGUGACCGGCUGGAGUCCUGGAUCUGGACACACUAACAUCAUGAGGGCGGUCACUGUGCUCUGAACCAGAGCCUCUGAUUCGCUGGAGUCACUGAUUGACAGCCCUGUGCUGAUUAACUCUGAUUAUGUGUGAUUUCUUCUUCACUGACACCCUUCAUAUGUCAAUCAUUUCUAUAGCAAUAAAUAAAUGAAAUAA